GUCGCUUAAGGAACGGCCUGCAGUUAGUCUGUGGGACGUGCGAACAUGCGUGUGGGAAUUGUUUUGAAUUUAGCAGUGCCGGUGUUGGCGACUUUGUUGGUAGGCGAUUGCACAGCUAAAAUUGCGCCCGACUUCAUUAGACCCUGCAACACAACAGAACCAGCUUGUCUUAUCAAAGCAACUCGUGAUGCCAUCCCGGAAUUCUCCAAGGGUCUGCCUGAAUUAGGAGUACCUGCUUUGGAUCCUUUUGUUAUUGAUCAACUUCCUAUACAACUGCCAGGCAUCAAAGUGACUUUCCAUGAAGGAAAAGCGACAGGAUUGCGAAAAUGUGAAGUCAGAAACGUGGAAGCAUUCUUAGAGAAAAACAUAUUCAACUUGGAAGUGAAAUGUAACAUCACAAUUAAAGGAAAAUACACUGCAGUCGGAAGGCUAUUACUUUUUCCCAUUAAUGGCGAAGGAGACUCCAAAAUAAAGAUAAUCAACUCCAUAAUAGCGUUGAAUAUAAAGACGAAGUAUUACAAGGACUCCGAGGGCCGCGACCACUUCGGCAUCAAGAGCUACAAGUACACGUUCGACUACGGCGAGCGUAUCAUUUACACCAUCAACAAUCUCUUCAAGGGCAACCCUGAGUUGAGUAAUACAGUGUUGCAGUUUCUAAACGAAAAUUGGCGUAUCGUCACUGAGGAAUUCGGUCAACCAGUGGUCGACUACGCGUUAAACGUCACAAUAAGCACAGCCAAGAAGUUCUUCGACGCAGUACCUAUUGAUGAGUUGUUAUAUGUACCUAUACCGAAGUAUUAAACAAAUAAGGAAUAUCUCAUACUAGACCAUGUCUGGUGUGGGUCUAGCAUCAGGCGGACUUUCAAUACAUUUUAGAUGAUUUAUUAUAGACGGCGAGCUCGUGAUGAAAUGUGCAAGCGCUGUCUAAAACUUAUAUUUUAGAAUGUCGAAGCACUAAGAGUAUAUCAUCAUUCAGUACCUAGUGAGGAGGUCAGGCGAAUAUGUUAGUAAUUGUUGAAUAUGUUUGUUGCAUUAAAUGAUAGUCUGAGUGUUUUUUAUGAACUAAGUACUAAUAGUUUAGUAAUAAAUUAUCUUUCAAUCAAUAGGAAGCUCUUUUUCAGAGCUCAUUUUCAUACCAACUUCUAAAAUCUACUGAGUCGACGUGUUUCACGAUUGUGCUUCUGUCAAUAUGAGUAGUUUUAUUUAGUCUACUUUAUAAUAAAUACUUAUGUCUAAUUACCAAAAAACCUUAUUUUAUAUUAAGAAUAAGGUUUUCGGUAAUUAAUUUUAAACUAUUAAAAAAACACCUUUAAUAUGUUGUUACGUACUUUACCUCGCAGUUACCAGAUAUACUCGCUUCUGACCUCCGCACUGGGUACUAAGUUAUUUAUACCCUUAGUUCUACAUAAUAUAUCUGAAAUAUCAAGCUUUUGAAAACUCUUGCAUAUUUUUUUCACGAUCUCUUAGACUAUUAGUUGCUCAUGUCACGAACGACGCUCGGCUUAGAACCGACGCGGUCUAACGUGAGACAUCCUUAAUGAUACCGCUAUAUUUUAAUACUCAAGAAUUGUAAUCGGCAUUUUGGCCUAAACGAUUUUGAGUGUAUUUGACUUUGAGAUAAAGUAAUUUUCAUAUCAAACAAUGCCUAGUAUUUUAGGUCAUUUAUAAUUAUGAAGAUGAAAUAUGCAAUAAUAAUAACUGCCAAAUAUAAAAACUACAUAAAUUUUUAUGACAGUCAUCAAUUGUCUUCAGUGUUGAACUGUCAUUUUAAUAUUUUUAUACAAAGUGUGUUAAAAUUAAUAACAUGAAAUUUUAGUCUACAGAAUUCGGUGAUAAAUAUUAUUUGCAUAUCGAAUUUAAAGAGAUACUCGGCUACAUUUAUUCAUUUGUCUUAGUAGUACUUUAUCUCUGUCAUACCAACUAUUAAAACGAGAUAUAAAAAAAAUGUGUUAUUUGAAAUAUGAUAUUUAAGUUAAGAGAUCUUCAAUUUUUUGUUUUGCCUUUCUCGAACGGCAAUGACGCUGACAUUCUUAGCUAACAUUAGUGGAUCAGCCUGAUUCUGAAUUGAGAAAAGUAGAAAAUCUCAACUGAUUAUUCUCAAUGACUGAAGUUUUUUACAUAUCACUAGUUAAUGAGUUCUAGUUUUUUUCAAAAUACAAUUAAAUUAUCAUUAAAAAUACUAAAAUCAGAAACGAAAACCCGUUUAAGCGACAGUUUGAAUACUUAACUUUAAAUAUUCAAUUCAGAAACCGGGUGUAUAUCUUUCCAAAAGUUAUAUUUUAUUGUACAGGUAUAUAUUUAUUGCCGUUUAUUUAAGAUUUUAAAUGAAUAUUUGGAAUUCAUUAGUAUUUGGAGAUUUCUAAAUUACUAAUUUGUAUAUAGAAAUUUUGUUUAUAAGAUUAUUUCAUACAUGAUGCUCUUAACAUAUUAAGGGAGGUUGUUUUUAUUUAAAAUUUACAAUAAAUCCAAUAACUUAUUUCUUCGGAAUAUGAAUUAUUAAAAUUGGUUUUGGUAGUUUCGUUAAGAUUGAAUUGGUUGCCAAAGUAUCAUUGUAUUUUCUAACCAAAAAUUUAUUAUUUUAUCAAUAAUAUUAGCUGAAUUUUAAAAGCAUCAUGAAAUUUAUAUAUUUAUAAUGUUUUAGUUUAAGUUAUUAAAAUAUUCUGUCAGAAAAUAGUAGAUUGUGAUUUUUAAACAAAAAUGGGACUCAAUAUUUUUUGUAAAAAUAUUUAUUUAAUACUUGAAAGUACGUAAUUACAUAAUUUUGGUACCAGUUAAAAAGAAUUUACUUAUUAUGAAUAGGGAAAUGACAUUUGAAAUGUUUUGAGUGAGUUGAAUUGUCUCUGCGGAAUAUUAAGAACAGUAUUUUUAUAUUGUUAAUAAUAAUUUUUUGAUGAACCAUUAUAUAAUAUAUAUAGUUAUCAUUGCAACUACAAACUAAUGUUAAUAAAAUUAUAAUCCAAAAUAUAUUGUUUUAAUCUGUGGUUUUAAUCCUUCAAACGAGGUUUGACGACAUUGCAUGG
This is a messenger RNA of Diatraea saccharalis (sugarcane borer), 3020 nucleotides long. The record is from the annotation of a GenBank genome assembly. Lineage: Eukaryota; Metazoa; Arthropoda; Insecta; Lepidoptera; Crambidae.